Molecule: messenger RNA, 3160 nt
Organism: Scleropages formosus (Asian bonytongue)
Lineage: Eukaryota; Metazoa; Chordata; Actinopteri; Osteoglossiformes; Osteoglossidae
Gene: ogfr
Product: opioid growth factor receptor
Exons: 7
Coding region: 580-2337 (585 amino acids)
Cellular component (GO): membrane
Molecular function (GO): opioid growth factor receptor activity
Source: RefSeq, a predicted model, not a curated record
ACAAGGGCAGAUUUGCCAUCAUAUCUCUGCAUCGGUUGUCAUAGGCAAAUGAAAAUGGAUACAAAUAAUAUCAUUAAAUAAUAAAACUCGAAACUGUUUCGACCUUUCCCGUCAUUUCAUUUUUAAUUAUUACAUCGUAUUCCAUAAAUACAACGGGCCAAAACCUUAUAUAUAAAACUGUGAGGAUGCUGCAGCCCCCGAGGCCCGGGGCGACUUCGAUCAUCGUGCCGUGGGUGGAUUUAAGCAGCGCUCCUGACUGUUUGUGUUCGCCUGCAUCAUCAUGAGCUCUCGGAAAUAUCUCUCUUAAUAUUUUAAACGCGUCUCUCUUUUUGGAGUUUAGUAAGUACGGUGGGGAAACAGAGGACAAUAGAAGAGAGAGGCCGUGUUUGGUUCGCGCUGUGCGGGCUGAUCGCAGUCGCCCUACUCCGCCCCCGAUGGACCUGCCGGGCUGCGCGCUCCCCAGGCCGCACGCUGCUUCCGCGCGCCGGACCCCUCGGACAGCUCGCUUCUUCCAGCUGCGAUUCUAACCGUACUUUUUCGCUCUCUCUCUCUCUCUCUCUCUCUCUCGCUCUCCCUCUGAUGCCGGAUCGCGGCUUCGUCUCAGCCAUGGAGGACGAUUUAGUGUGCGAUUACGACUCGACGUGGGACACGGAGAGCGACGCCGACGAGUUGGCGGAGAGCACGCCGCGGCGCUCCGGCCACGACAAGAGCCAGAAGUCGUGGGGAUUCUGGUCAAAUCCAUCAUCAAGAAACCUCCGUGCUGCAAAGGACAUGCAGAACUAUAGAAGAGGAUAUCCAAAUAUCAGUGAAGAUGAAUGUCAAGAGGAAAGGAUGAAUAAUUUGAAAUUUUAUCUGAAUGAAAUCACUUCAUCUCCUGAUGAGGUCUCAAUAGAAGCUUUUCACAAAGAAUGGAAGACCGAUUAUAAAAGAUUGGAGAGAGUCCAUUCCUAUAUUCAAUGGUUGUUUCCCCUUCGAGAACCUGGAGUGAACUACAUGGCUAGUGAACUUACCAAGAGGGAGAUCCAGGAGUUCCGUAAAAAUGAGGAGGCAAAGCGGAGGCUGGUGGAAUCCUAUGAGCUUAUGCUGGGUUUCUAUGGCAUACAGCUGCUCAACAAGGAGACAGGAGAAGUAAAACGUGCUGAUAACUGGAGGGAGAGAUUUGCCAAUCUUGAACGAAACAUGCACAACAACUUGCGCAUCACCCGUAUCCUAAAGAGUCUGGGGGAGCUGGGAUUUGAGCACUACCAGGCUCCACUAGUGCGUUUCUUCCUGGAAGAGACGUUGGUCCGGAAGAACCUCAGCACAGUGAAGCGCAGUGUGCUGGACUACUUCCUGUUUGCUGUCCGGAACAAGAAAGAGAGGCGGAACCUUAUAAAAUUUGCUUUUCAGCACUAUGAGCCCAAGGACAAAUUUGUUUGGUGUCCCAGAAGGAUUCAGAAGCGUCUGAAGAAAAAGUCAGAGAAAAAACAGGAGGCAGCCAGCAGCAAAGACAGCUUUACAGCAGAUGAAGGUCGGUCAAAGAGCAACAUCAAGGACAUUGAGGCUGGGAAUGCCCGUGGGGAAGAGAAGACUACUGACACCAUGGAGGUUCAAAAGCAGGUUGUGGAUGAAGAGAGUGUUGACUCAGGCAUGUUACAGGAGGGAUCUUCUGUUGACCCUGAACCGCCAAUGAAGGAGUCCACAGAUGGCUCUCAGUUACUGGAUAAUGGAGAAACUGACCACUCCAACAGCACAGAAUCAGAUUGUGAAAACAGCAACGGAGGGAAAAAUGGCUGCCAAAUGAAGGAAAGCAUCUGCAAGUCAGAAAAGGGCAAAGCAACAGACCUGGGUUCAGUUGCCUCUGAAAAUGGAAUGGGAAAGCAAAGCAAGAAGAAAAGGGAAGGAAUUGCUGCAAUGUCAUGCAAUGGCUCAGGAGAGGAGCUCCCAGACAGCCAGGAUGUGGAAAUGGAUGGAUCACUGUCCCCAGAUGAUGGUCACGAUGAGUGGCAGCUCCAAAACUGCCCUAUGAGCACCGAGACUCGCAGGUUGGCCAGGGAAGGUAGCGGAACCAUUUCCCCGCCUCCAGAAGAAGGUCGUGCAGAAAAACAACCCAGGACUGAUUUUGGUGAUGCUUUCACUACAACCAGUAACGGGGAGAAGACCAGCGAUCCAGGAAAAGUGGCAAAUAAAGAGGCAACCAAUGGUCCAAACCUGUUAACGCAGAGCACUGUCACGGUGUCAGAGGAAAACGUGGAGACCAGGGAUAAACGGACAAAUUCAACUGACAGCCAUGGCUGUGGUGAGGUUAUGGACAUUGAGUCCUCAAAAAAUAUACACAUGGAUUUGUGUCGAUUGUGAGCUGUGAGCAGCAGAAGGAACAUACCAUACAUGAAUUAAUUUCCUGGACCUACAAUGAAGUAGUUAAGAAGUUACUGAAAAUAAGUUUUGAUUGUAUUCCACGCCUUAGAGUAGAUAUUGAAGGGAUCAUCUUGGUUCCUAGCAAAUGGUGGACCACUUCCUGAAACUUUCAUUGCUACAUUGUUUACGUCCUUGUUGUCUAAGACCAGGUUUGCUUCUGUCCUUUUGAGAAACAGAUUUUAACUUAUUUGUGCUAUUCUCAUCAACUGGAUAGAGUAAUGCAUUUCAUGACUGAUGUUCAUUUGACUUUAGCCGCCUAGUGCUGGCCAGGGGCAUCUGAGUUCAAAUUUGUCGAAAAGCAGGACUUAACAUGAUAAAACUUAUCUGGGAGACUUGUAAUACAAUGUUAAAAAUGUGGUUGUCGGUACAGUUUUUGCACAUUGUAGGCUGAAAGUAUUUUGUGUAAUACAUCAUAGAAAAUGUUCUGUGUUUCAGAAAAAAAAUUUUAAUCUGUUAACCAGAAAACUGUCCAGUAUGUCAUGAAUGCAGUUUUUUGCACUGUUUAAAUAAAAAAUGAGCAGCAUAAUUCCUUUACUUUGCCAUAUAUGCCUGUACAACAAAAUAAAAGUACUUCACAUAAUGAAAUACAUACAUACAUACAUACAUACAUGAACACAUGAUUGUACUUUAAGUGUUUUUAAGGAAUUGUUGUGCAUAACAUUUCCAUGACAUGUUGCCAAUUAAUUGUAUGAAUUGCGAAGAAUAGCCAAGUAGUUGACUUUUUGAUUGUAUUAAAUACACGCAGUAUGGCCAUGAUGUGUCA